AUGGAGAAGGAGCUGUUGGAGUUGUUCGAAGCGGUGAAGAAAUCGGCGGACGCCGCCACGUCUUGUGACGGAGGAGCCGAGGAAAGCCAAUGCCUUGAUGCCUUGGAGCAGCUCAAGAAUUUUCCCGUCACUUAUCAACUCCUCAUCUCAACCCAAGUUGGAAAGCGUCUUCGACAUCUCACAAAACAUCCCAGAAAGAAAAUCCAGACAUUUUCUUCUGCCCUGAUUGAUACAUGGAAAGGGAUUGUUAUCAAGGAAGCAAACAAAGAUGCGAAAAACGGCAACUUGGAAAGAAUAGACUCUCUAAAACGUGCGUCUCCAAGUGCGGAGAGUCCCAGGGCUGAGAAGGUUCAGAAGACAUCUGCUGUGAAGGUAGAGAAGGUUUCAAAGGCGGAACCUGUUGAGAUUAAGAAGGUUGAUCGAGGUGUUAAACCAAGCUCUGACAAAGCUUAUAGUUCUGAAACUGUCAAGACAGAGAGAAAGGUUCAAAAUGCUAAUGCUGUCAAGACAGAGAAAGCCGCUUCAGCAGAGAGUGUUAAGGUUGAAAAGAUAGCCAAAGAAGUGAAGAAACCGGCACUGAACUCCUCUGCUCCCCCAAAGUUAACAUCUAUGAUCAAGUCUAAUGAUACAGCACGGGACAGAGUAAGGGUAAUGCUGCAUGAGGCUUUGUCCAAGGUUUCUCAGGAGGCUGACGAAAGAUUUGCAGAUUAUGUGAAUGCAUCUGAUCCUAUUAGAGUUGCUGUGACUGUGGAAUCUGUGCUCUUUGAGCACUGGGGUGGUUCCACUGGUGCCCAGAAGGCAAAGUAUCGAUCUUUAAUCUUCAACCUCAAGGACCAAAAGAACCCAGAUUUCCGUAGAAAGGUUCUGCUCGGAGACAUCGAGGCAGAGAGGCUGGUGGACAUGUCAACGGCGGAAAUGGCAAGCGAUCAGAGGCAGGAGGAGAACAAAAAGCUUGAACAAAAAGCCUUGUUUGAGUGUGAGCGUGGAGGUGCGCCAAAAGCUACAACCGAUCAAUUCAAAUGCGGUCGAUGCGGGCACAGGAAGACCACCUAUUACCAAAUGCAGACCAGGAGUGCCGAUGAACCUAUGACAACAUAUGUAACAUGUGUAAACUGCAACAACCGUUGGAAGUUCUGUUAG
Messenger RNA from Prunus armeniaca (apricot), 1140 nucleotides. The record is from the annotation of a GenBank genome assembly. Lineage: Eukaryota; Viridiplantae; Streptophyta; Magnoliopsida; Rosales; Rosaceae.